Molecule: messenger RNA, 1644 nt
Organism: Vollenhovia emeryi
Lineage: Eukaryota; Metazoa; Arthropoda; Insecta; Hymenoptera; Formicidae
Product: peptidyl-prolyl cis-trans isomerase-like
Exons: 3
Coding region: 146-775 (209 amino acids)
Biological process (GO): protein peptidyl-prolyl isomerization; protein folding
Cellular component (GO): intracellular membrane-bounded organelle
Molecular function (GO): peptidyl-prolyl cis-trans isomerase activity
Source: RefSeq, a predicted model, not a curated record
CCGAAAACGUUCCUUUUAUUACAUAAUAUUUUCGCGGAAUAACCGACGAAAGGGCCGCGAAACCGCCGAAACCGACGUCGCGGGGCGAACGGCGCGGAUCGUGUCGCGCGGAAUCGAUUUCCGGCGGGUUUCCAGGAGCGGCGGAAUGGCGUUGAGAUCGAUUUGCCGGCUGUCAAUUGAUUCGACCUUCAGGCAGCCGAGCCAUUUCGGAGCCACCGCCCGGCCGAGACGACCGUCCCACGACACGCUCCUACGAAGUAUCGCCGCAGCAGCUAAGAACAUGGCACUGCCACGCGUUUUCUUCGACAUGACCGCGGAGGACAAGCCCGUGGGCCGCAUCGUGAUGGAGUUGAGGAAGGACGUUGUCCCCAAAACGGCGGAGAACUUCCGCGCGCUGUGUACCGGGGAGAAGGGUUUCGGCUACAAGGGUAGCAGUUUCCACAGGGUGAUUCCGAACUUCAUGUGCCAGGGUGGUGACUUUACAAACCACAACGGCACCGGGGGCAAGUCCAUCUACGGCGCCAGGUUCGAGGACGAAAACUUCAAGCUGACUCAUACCGAACCUGGCAUAUUGUCUAUGGCAAACGCCGGCCCCAACACCAACGGCAGCCAAUUUUUCAUCACCAGUGCCAAGACCAGCUGGCUCGACGGAAAGCACGUUGUGUUCGGAAAAGUCACCGAAGGGAUGGAUGUUGUUAGAAAAUUGGAGGCCAUGGGUUCCCAAAGCGGCAAGACAUCCAAAAAGAUCAUAAUAGCGGAUUGCGGAGAGAUGUAGAUCAACUAGAUACUGUAAUGACUGCAUUUUUAUUUAGCUGUUGCAUACCUAUUUGCUGUCUUUAUUGCCCCACUUCGUCCAUUCCUAUCGACCAAGAUUCUCUCAUCGAUACUAGUAAUUUGUUAUCGAGCACGGACAUUGAAAAACUCGUCGAAUUGUGUAGAAGGGAAUUUGCCUACAUUGUAAUAUUUUCUACUUCAAGUAACGUUACUUCCUUUUUCAUCGGAGGAUAGAAAAUCGUUUGCAGUAUGAUUGUUUUUUAUAAUAAGGAAUUUGCUAAUUUCGAAAUUUCCUUUGCUUCGUUCCACAGUUUAACACACCCGUGUGCAUUUGUAAAAAAAAUCUGUGUUAAACGAUUUGUGCGAAAUCCAUAUUCUUCCACAAAUACACUCGCUUAGUAUCACUAAGUGAUAUAGCGGAAAGACACAAUGCAAUGAGCUCAAAUUUUUCAGUAUCCUAUAUAUAUUUUAGUGAGUGUUCAAGAUACAAAUAUCUUCAGCAUUAGAAUAGCAAUUUCCGAAUUUAAAAUGAUUGAUUGAUGUAUUCUAUUGAUAUUCCAGUGUGUUAACUGAUGCAUUUCUCUUUGACGUUAUAUAUUCUUUAAUUCUACAUACGUAUAAUAUAUAUAUAUGUAUAUCACGAUUAGAGAAUCCUCGUUGUGUAUGUUUUUUAUAAAUAUAAUAUACCAUUCCUCUUCUCUGCCGAAAAAAAAACAAAGAAAAAACACAUCCUGUUUGCCUAUCGUGAUGCGGGCGAUGCCUGAAAGCGAUACAAUUUAACUGUAAUACAACACCAAGUUGAAAAAUGUAGUUGCAACAGUCUGAACAGUUUCGAUUUCUUAAAAAUAAAAUUGUUUUCAGAAAGAAAAA